GCAAGCACAAGUCACCCAACAACUACUCGUACCAAACGCCGGCAUUGUCGUUGGGCACCGUCCAAGGCGAUGGCCUCCUCUCGUCCAGCAUGGCAAACAGAAGAACUUGAAGACGAGUGGAUUGAUGUCGAACCAUCUACCAAUCUCGACCGAGAUAUUGACGACGACAACGACGACUAUCUCAACGGUUCUCGUUCCAUAUCUCUGACCGCACCGCUCGCCACAAUAAUUCACACCACUAUUCAUACGAACACAAAUUCUCCAUCCAUAUCUCCAUCUUCAUCUCCACCCUCAUCUCCAUCCUCAUCUUCAACAACAUCUAGUCGCCCUGCUGGAGGAACCUUUCUCGUUCAUGCGAGCGUUGCGAAUGGACCAUUGCUACCAAAGACACCUGGGAGGAAUAAGAAGGCCAACAUAAAGGAUUUUUUCAGUCCUUUACCAUUAGAACGGAUGUUCGAGCCGCCUUCACCGCCUUCAGCUUCACCACCUCUACGUCCUCCGCCACAAUAUAAAUCAUCUCCUGACUCCAUCUCGAAUCCUGUACCAAUCCCAUCUAUUACUACUUUGCAGUCUAAUAACUCCGAAUCUGACGAGAUUUUAGAGACAGACAUUCCUGGCAUGGCUUCAUUUGACGGCCGUAAGCCGAGUCUCGCUUGUCAAUUUACUUUCGCCGCCCCUCGAGAAACAUGGUUGAACCCCAACACUAGUACACUCUAUCCUCAAGCCGAAAGCACACCAGGUCACCUUCAUCUUCCACAUGGUGAACCACCUUCCUCAGAACCUCCUCUUCGACUCUUCCAGUUCCAAUAUGACACGUUCACUCGCGAUCACUUAUCCGCUAUGGUCGACUCGAUAGCUGUCAACACGGGUCCAGGUUCGGGAACUACUAACUCACCCACCAGUCCCAACAACGUCCUUUCCAAAGUGUCCGAACUACCUAGCACCAAUUCUGACUUUUCCCAUCUUCGAAGCGCCAAACGUCUCAAGCUCAGUCCGAGAAGCGAGUACGAUGAUGGUAGAGACGGUCCAAGGGAAUCUACCGUUACGCGACCGAGGAUAUAUGGAAAAGACUAUGUCGGAGCAUCCCAAUCGCUCAUGCAGGCGAUUAAGGAUGCGCGGGAUUUCUCCACCAUCUCCACGGUAGUUAGUGUGAGGCGUGGUGAUCGUGAUGACGAUAUGGAACGAAGCAAAAGUGAAAAUAUCAGUAGGUCUUGGGUUAAACAUGAUCGUUCCAUCUCUCCGUUCAUUUAUGCCCCCACCUCAGAACCUCAUGGAGGCUACAGUUCCUCCCGAUUUCGUGAACAGGCGGCUACUUUAAUGGCGCAGCUUAAAGACGACAUGCGAGGCCAGAAACGUAUUUUCUCCGGUGAAAGCGAGUAUUCCGUUAUCAAUCACCAGGAGGCGAGUUUGAAUUUCGGUGAUGGUUCGGAAACACGUCCAUCCGAUGGCACGCGCCAGUCAUUGCGAAUGGAAAGACCCGUUCCUUCACAUGUUCCUGUACUAUCUAUUUCUUCUUCGCCCAGCAGGACUAGGUCGAGAUCGGACUCUAAACAAUCUACUCUUCGUCGUUUAGGUGCAGCUCACCCGACCGAUGCCGAGUUGUCCCAACGUAUGUCUAGAAUGUCAGUCGGAGGCAGACGAACUUCUUCCUCCUCAACACAACCGACCCAGUCGGUAACUAAUAUUGCACCCAUUUCCGGUCAAAGCCUAUCCACCUCAGCUGCACCACCCUCUUAUCCCUCUUCAUCUGUUCGCCACACAACGGCUGAUGAUCUGAACCGAUUCGUAUCUUCCAGCACAGCCUCUGGUACGACGCUCACUUCAGGUAGUGUGCCUUCCUUUGUGAAGCAUCCAGGGCCGGUGCAAAUCAGGACUAUUGCACCCAGUGACGUUCCUACGUUACCAGAGAGAAUGGGUAACAUGAUGUUUGAUAAAGUGCUGAUGAAGUGGGUAAAGAGCAGUGCUACGGUAACAUGGCCCGGUGAUUAUUUACCAACCGAGGAGGUCAGUGAAGAUCCCUUUGGGGACAUUGAAAGCUUGAGAGAUGACUCGAAGGGACAUAAUAGCAUGGAUACCGCUGAGGAGAAUCAGGAGGGAGAUGAACAGUCUGUGCUUAUGGGGCAUACCGAGCUGAGCCGAGUCGAGGAGCAACCCGAGGUGGAGGACGAAGAGGAAAUGAUUCUUACCAGUUUCGAAACCGAUGAUCCUUCUGCGCGAAUAGUGGACGUUAUGACAGGCGUAGAAGAUGACGAUGCCCGAACUACUGAUUCAGAGGCUGGUCAAGAUGAACUCAUUGCGGACGAGUCUUCUGAAGUCGGAGAAGCUGCAGUGGUAGUUAUCGACACUAAUUACCAGUCUCGGACGCCGUCACCGCCCCUUGACAUUUCCGCCAGCCCAUCCUCUGUCGUACCAAUUGCAAACAAUAUUUCUGAUACGCCUAACAGAUCAACAAUACUUCAACCACCCUCCUCUAUACGUUCUGCGUUGAAAUCUACUACAGUCACCCCGACGUCAGCGCUCAAGGACACGAGUCUCAAAUACAAAACACCCUUACGACAACAAAAACAUCGUCGUUCCGUCAGCUUUUCUGACGGAAAACGUGAGGGUCCCAUUCGCGGAUUGGGUCGUAAUGCAGACGGUGAUGAGGAUGAUGAGGACGUAGGGGAUGAGUGUAACCACACGGUGCCGUCUGCACGGUCGAAACGUAUAGCGGAUAUGAUGGCAGCAUUGGAGGACUCCGAUAGCGAUUCGAGGAUUGAUGAGUCACCCUCGAAAGGAUCGUCAUCCGAGGGUGUGAGACCUGAGGAACUUCAGCCCCUUACCAAACGCCAGCCCAGUUCAGCUCCUAUCCAUGGUGAAUCUUUGGCUUCGAGAAGUCCGAGGAGGGUGUUCUCCCGGUCUGAUGCUUUUAAGUUACCCAACAAUACGGGGAAUCGAUGCAAUGCAACAUUCCUGACGGAGUGCUCGUUUGGUGUUGCACAUGACCGUCUUGUGCAGGUGAUCACGGACAUUGAACCAUUUGAACCUCAUUGGGAGCAGUUAAAUGCAAUCGAUUUGUCGGGGAAGAACAUCGAGAGUGCCGCCAGAUUAAAAGAGUUUUUACCUAAACUUGAUUCCUUGAAACUGUCCGUCGGUAUUCCUUUUAAACAGGCGCUGCAUGCUGAACGUGUACCUCGUAGGAACAACAACCUCCUGUCAUGGCUCAGUGGAAUACCUGGCACAGUGCGGACGUUAUCUGUCUCAUCGAACAGCCUCACAAGAUUAACCUCAUACCAUCACCUUUUAAAUCUUGAGAACCUGGAUAUCAGUGGGAACGAGAUAGAGUCAUUAAGUCAGUUAUCAUGCCUCAGACACCUCCGCGAAUUAAAGGCAGAUGGGAAUAAGAUUACCAGCACAGAGGGACUGGAAAAAAUGGACGGACUGGUGAAACUGAGUUUGCAAGGAAACCACAUACGGUCGAUUGAACUUGAACGGCAUCGAUGGAGCCACUUGGAGAUGCUGAACCUGAGCAUCAAUCGUUUAGAUAGCAUAUCAGAGUUGGCAUCUCUGACUUCUCUGAUCGUUUUAAACUUGGAUAAUAAUUCACUAGAGACUAUUGACUUCGGUGGAAACAUGCCUCGACUUAGAAUUCUUCGUGCUAGUGGAAAUCGGCUGAGCGUAUUGAACGCGAGCCGCGUUGCGAACUUGCGGACACUGUAUCUGGACAACAACUCUCUGACACAGAUCCUGAGACUAGAACGUUUGACCAAGUUGGAGAACUUGAGCGUGCGAAAUCAGGGUGGUCGUGGAUGCCACUUUGGUGGGAGGGACACACGCGAUGUGAGACGACUCUACCUUUCUGGCAAUGGGCUUGGCCCGGGAUUCCUAAGUGAACGUUGCUACAACUUGGUCUAUCUGGAAUUGGCUGCGUGCAGGCUGACGCAACUGCCGGAAGGAUUGAAAGACCUGAUACCGAACGUUCGAGUGCUUAAUCUCAACUACAACUUCUUGGAGGACGUGCGACCUCUCGAGGGACUGACCAGGAUGGCCAAGUUAACGGUCAUCGGGUCUCGGCUGAAAGGCACGAAGGCAAUUAUAAAGAUCUUACAACAAAUGCCGGAAGUCGAGAUGCUGGACCUGAGAAUGAAUCCAUGUACUCUAGGCUGGUACUUACCCCUGCUGGUGAAGGACGUACCAGGGGCACUCCAACCGUCCGAAGGUACAGGAGGGAAGAAGGGUAACAGUGGACCGGCAUGGCAAGAUUUGGACAGUAAAUUCCGACGUGAUUUGCCCAACGAUUCGUACAUAGGACGACUGGCAUAUCGGGGACUAGUGAUGGAGGCGUGUCCGAAAAUACGGAUGCUGGACGGGAUAGAAGUGACAGAGAAGGAGAGGGACAAAGCGCACAAGUUACUGGUGGGUAUAAUUGGGAAGAGAUGAGAGUUGGUACUGGUAUGUGCAGCCACCAAGCUCAGUGAGGUGGAAGCGCCAGAUUUCUGUUGAAUGAAAGUGUGUUUUGAGGAUAGAAAUGAACUGGUUUGAGUUGGCUCGGGCGGGGUGCCUGUGCCCU
This is a messenger RNA of Marasmius oreades (fairy-ring Marasmius), 4549 nucleotides long. RefSeq lists its product as uncharacterized. Gene Ontology annotation, molecular function: protein binding. Lineage: Eukaryota; Fungi; Basidiomycota; Agaricomycetes; Agaricales; Marasmiaceae. The transcript is spliced from 8 exons. The record is from RefSeq and is a predicted model, not a curated record. Bases 70 to 4419 code for a protein of 1449 amino acids.